AUGGCGAAGGAAGAUCUCAUUAAGGCGGUUCUGUAUAUUUUGAAUAUUCUGUACGCAGUGUUCGGUUUAGUGACAGCCGCGACUGGUAUCUGGUUCUUUGUGGAGUUAACCGAAUUCGUUACGCUGAGGAACACCAACCAUUACCUGCUGGACUAUCGGGUGUAUUGGCCUCAGGUGGCACCAUGGUUCUUCAUACUGCUGGGACUGUUCGUUAUGAUGGUGGCAGUAUGCGGUUGGUGUGGUACAAACAAAGAAAGCAGAGGCCUCUUGGGGCUUUACACGAUAUUUUUGAUCCUGAUCAUUCUUGGACAAGUGAUUGCCGCUACUCUGAUCUUUAUAUUCGUGGACGGUGAUGCGACUGACAGGUUCAUCAAGGACACAGUGUAUGAUGGUUACUACAAUUCCCAAUCAAACCCUGACGUGUUCAAGCAGUUCGGACGGAUCGAGAGGAAGCUCCGAUGCUGCGGUGCGAACGAUGCCAGAGAUUACAGGAGCUGGAGGAACGAUCUGCCGCUCACCUGUUGCUUGGACAGUUACUACAGGGCCACGUGUGACUUUACGGACAAGGAAGCUAACGAGAGAUUGGGUUGUGCGAAAGUUGCAGCAGUGUACACGAAAAUCAUCAGUUCUUCGAUCGCUGGUGCCUCUUUGAUCAUAUCGUUGUUGGAAAUAACAGGGGUCAUCCUUGCCUGGAAGUUAUUCAAUUCGUUCCGGGAGGUUGAACACUACAUAACAGAAAGAAAGGAAGGGGAGACGGAGUGUUAA
Parnassius mnemosyne (clouded apollo) is the source of this 765-nucleotide messenger RNA. The record is from the annotation of a GenBank genome assembly. Lineage: Eukaryota; Metazoa; Arthropoda; Insecta; Lepidoptera; Papilionidae.